ACACACUGUCAUCCAGACUGUGUAAAAAUAUUCAAUUCAUAAAAAGCGUAAACAAAACAGAAACGAAAAUGCGCCGCCGUGAAUUACAAACUAUACAGUUAAAACUGUCAGAGCUUAAGGAAUACGAGCAAGCCAAGAUAGACCGCGCCAAGGCACGCGAACAAGCAUCGCCACGCACACCAACGCCAACUUCAGAUAGCGAUAUAUUGGUGCUCCCCAGCACCAGCGUGCCGGCUGUCAUUUUGGCCAACAAUGAAGAGAAAACCGAGGCAAAAACAAAGGCUAGCGCUAGUUGAAACGAGAUGAAAACUCUGCGUUUAUAUUAAAAGCACUGCAGGGAUAUUGGAGAAUCAAACAAAUACUGACGACGGGUAGUACUCCGAUUAAACUAUUAGAACUUAAGUAAAGGUAUUAAACACUAAAGCACUUGCACUUUCAUUUAAAUCAUUAAUGCUCAUAAUUGUAGUUAAUAAAAAGAGAAACACAAGUAGUACAAAUAUUUCAAAUUUAACGAUUUUAUCUGACGAUCUGAACGCUUCGAUGACCAAUUGUCGACUGAGCCCAAAGAGGGAGCGAGAGAAUUAAGACUUGGCAC
Drosophila busckii is the source of this 595-nucleotide messenger RNA. RefSeq lists its product as uncharacterized. NCBI's taxonomy places the organism in Eukaryota, Metazoa, Arthropoda, Insecta, Diptera, Drosophilidae. The coding region runs from base 69 to 296 and encodes 75 amino acids. The transcript has 2 exons. The record is from RefSeq and is a predicted model, not a curated record.